This is a messenger RNA of Salvia hispanica, 1779 nucleotides long. It is a transcript of the gene TYRDC, whose product is annotated as L-tyrosine decarboxylase. Gene Ontology annotation, biological process: carboxylic acid metabolic process; amino acid metabolic process. Gene Ontology annotation, molecular function: carboxy-lyase activity; pyridoxal phosphate binding. Lineage: Eukaryota; Viridiplantae; Streptophyta; Magnoliopsida; Lamiales; Lamiaceae. Gene Ontology annotation, cellular component: cytoplasm. The record is from RefSeq and is a predicted model, not a curated record.
UAGAUAUUUAGCGAUGCGAUACAUACAACACACGUUCUUCAUUUUGAGUCCUUUCAUUCCAUUUCCUAAUUUCUUCACCAUCAUUUUUCAGCGCUUUAUAAUGGAUGAAUUGAAGCCAAUGGACGCAGAGCAAUUGAGGGAGUACGGCCACCAGAUGGUGGAUUUCAUUGCUGAUUAUUACAACAACAUCGAGAGCUUCCCCGUUCGUAGUCAAGUUCAGCCUGGUUAUCUGCGUGAGCUUCUGCCAGAUUCUGCGCCCGUCCGCCCUGAAUCACUGCAAGAUGUUUUGGAUGAUAUCCAGUCAAAAAUAUUACCAGGAGUGACGCAUUGGCAGAGCCCGGAAUUCUUCGCAUAUUUUCCAAGCAAUAGCAGUGUAGCUGGCUUUUUAGGUGAAAUGCUUAGUGCUGCCAUAAACAUGGUUGGAUUUAGUUGGAUAACAUCUCCUGCUGCAACGGAGCUUGAGAUGAUAGUCCUGGAUUGGCUUGCUAAGGCACUUAAGCUGCCUGAUCAAUUCCUUUCAACUGGACAAGGUGGUGGAGUGAUCCAGGGAACCGCAAGUGAAGCAGUUCUGGUUGUUCUUCUGGCUGCUCGAGACCAAGUACUGAGAAGGGUUGGGAAAGAUGCAACCGGGAGGCUUGUGGUCUAUUGUUCUGAUCAAACCCACUCUGCGCUACAAAAAGCCUGCAAGAUAGCAGGCAUUUACCCAGAAAACUUCCGUCUUUUGAAAACAGAUUCUUCCACUGAUUAUGCUCUUUCUCCUGAAUCACUCAGUGAAGCAAUCUCUCGGGAUAUCGCAUCUGGUUUAAUUCCCUUCUUCUUUUGUGCUACUGUUGGAACUACAUCAUCAACGGCUGUGGAUCCUCUGACAGAACUUAGUAAAAUUUCCAAUAGUAAUGGGCUAUGGUUUCAUAUUGAUGCUGCUUAUGCUGGAAGUGCUUGUAUCUGCCCUGAAUUUCGCCACUAUAUUCAUGGCGUGGAAGGAGCCAAUUCAUUUAACAUGAAUGCACAUAAGUGGUUUCUAACCAACUUUGACUGUUCAGCCCUUUGGGUGAAGGACAGAAGUGCACUAAUCCAAUCUUUAUCAACGAAUCCCGAGUUCCUUAAAAACAAAGCUUCUCAAGACAAUAAGGUUGUGGAUUACAAAGAUUGGCAAAUCCCUUUAGGACGCAGGUUCAGAUCUCUUAAACUUUGGAUGGUAUUGAGACUUUAUGGGCUGGAAAACUUGCAGGCUUACAUAAGAAACCACAUUGAACUGGCUAGAAAGUUUGAAGAACUUGUUAACCUUGAUUCGAGAUUUGAGGUUGCUGCCCCUCGGAGAUUUUCUUUGGUUUGCUUUGGUCUGGUAUCUGCACGGAAUGAUGUAGAGCAUGCUAACCAAUUGAACCGUGAGUUACUGGAGGCUGUAAAUUCGACUGGGAACCUCUUCAUCUCUCACACGGUCCUAUCGGAUAAGUAUGUACUCCGAUUUGCUGUGGGAGCGCCAUUGACUGAAGAGAGGCACGUGCUUGAAGCUUGGAAGACAUUACAAGAAAAGGCUGCUCUUCUGCUAAGUGAACUCAAAGAGUAAGGUUGUUCUUUAGCUUACUUUCAAGUGCAAAGAUUGCUCAUUCUUGAUGAAUUACCAUUUUUCAUCCAUGCAUUUGCUUUUCAUUUUUCAAGGCAUUUAUUAAUCCACUACAUACACUACUCGAUAUUCUAUGGAAUUUGUCAAACUUUGUGCUUUCUAAAUCAUUAGACUUAUGUAAAAUGAUCCUUUCUUCAAGAAUGAAUUCUCCAGUA